CGUUAUUUUCUACAACAAGGUAUUGCUAGGUAUUGAAUCAGUAAAAACUGAAAUUGACAGUACAUUGAGCUCGGCACCACUCGAUCAUCAUUCUGUGCAUGGUGCUGGUGGCUGGACAGGAUUUCAAUAUCAUGAAUACAUCGUUUAUCGAUAUGGUCAAGCGUUACCGUACCUGAAAAUAACGUAUACAGCACCGGAAUCAACAUAA
Messenger RNA from Rotaria sp. Silwood2, 208 nucleotides. The record is from the annotation of a GenBank genome assembly. NCBI's taxonomy places the organism in Eukaryota, Metazoa, Rotifera, Eurotatoria, Philodinida, Philodinidae.